UGUCUCUCUCAGACGAGCGGUUUCCACAUCAGAGCAGAGGAGAGUCGUCACCGCGCGCAGACGGAGCAACAGAGUGAAGUUCUUUUGUUUCACUCCGCGCUCUCUCUCCGGCUCAAACUUCUCCGCUCGUGUUUCUCGAUGCGCGUAAAAAAAAACAACUUUUGGAGAGCACCCUCCCUCCGCCUCCCUUCCCUCUGAGUGCGUAAUUAGUUGGAGAGCGUUUGGAAACUUGUGAUGGCCGUGAAGAAAUCUCGCUUUAUUUCCGACACCUGUUGCUGAACACACCGCGCACACAGACGUACACCGCGGGGAGCGCGUUGCCGCUGAUAUCUGACCACAUUUCUACAUUUCUACAUGACAAGUUCGGACAUUUUGGGUACCGACAGGUCCACGGCUGGCGCUGCGCUCCCGCAAGAACUUUCGUGUGGCACUUCUCUGUGAAGGUGAUCGAGCAGCGAAAGGGAGGACAUUUAAUGUGACACCUAGAAGCAUUUAUAACGCAGUGAGCGCUCUGCAGCGGGCUGAAGGGGUUUCCCUUUCAAUAAAACCACCGACUUGUCUAUAGUUUCCCCAGCCGGACAGAGAGUCACACUUUUCGGACUUGAGCGCUUCGGAUGGUGGGAGGACAAACUUUUUGUUGGAGAGCUGAGCAACAACUGGAUUCGAGCACAGCAGAACAGCAGAGCACUUUCCCCAGCACCGGCUGUGUGGCGGUGACGCUGCGGACCAUGGACAACAGGCCUGUCCGGAGAAAGCGAACCGGUGCCGUUCGACAUCUGCUGCUGGCAGCCGCCUUCCUCGCAUGCAGCUCCCAACUGCUGGUGGUGGAUGCCAACUCAUGGUGGUCACUAGCUCUGACCCCGAUCCAGCGGCCAGAGAUGUACAUCAUUGGAGCACAGCCUCUCUGCAGUCAGCUGUCUGGUCUAUCUCAAGGCCAGAGGAAGCUGUGCCAGCUGUACCAGGACCACAUGGUCUACAUCGGAGACGGAGCCAAGACGGGCAUCAAGGAGUGCCAGUACCAGUUCAGACAGAGGAGGUGGAACUGCAGCACUGUGGACAACACAUCCGUGUUUGGACGGGUCAUGCAGAUUGGCUCCAGGGAAACAGCCUUCACUUACGCCAUCAGCGCAGCUGGGGUGGUCAACGCCAUCAGCCGGGCAUGCCGCGAGGGCGAGCUCUCCACCUGCGGCUGCAGCCGUGCCGCUCGACCCCGCGACCUGCCGCGCGAUUGGCUGUGGGGUGGCUGCGGCGACAACGUGCAUUACGGCUAUCGCUUUGCCCGGGAGUUCGUGGACGCCAGGGAGAGAGAGAAGAACUACCCACGGGGUUCUACUGAGCACGCCCGAACACUGAUGAACCUGCAGAACAAUGAAGCAGGGAGACAGGCAGCCUAUAACCUCGCAAAUGUAGCCUGUAAAUGUCACGGCGUCUCGGGUUCCUGCAGUCUGAAGACCUGUUGGCUCCAGCUGCCCGACUUUAGACGCGUUGGCGAGUUCCUGAAGGAGAAGUACGACAGUGCGGCUGCCAUGCGCAUUGGACGCAAGGGCAAGCUGGAGCUGGUCGACAAGCGCUUCAACACCCCGACCGCGGAGGAUCUGGUCUACACUGACACCAGCCCCGACUACUGCCUCCGCAACGAGACCACGGGCUCGCUGGGCACGCAGGGCCGCCUCUGCAACAAAACCUCGGAGGGCAUGGACGGCUGCGAGCUCAUGUGCUGCGGCAGAGGAUACGACCAGUUCAAGACCUACAAGCACGAGCGCUGCCACUGCAAGUUCCACUGGUGCUGCUACGUCAAGUGCAAGCGCUGCACGACGCUCGUGGACCAGUUUGUGUGUAAAUAGCACGCUGGCAGAUGAUGGAACGGAUGGAAGGGGAUGGGGGGAAAAAAAGGAGGAGAGGGAGAGAUGAAGAGGUGACGGGAUGAUGGAGGGUGAGGGGUAGAUGAAAUUUCAGGGUUUUGUUCAGGAUAAGUUAAGACACACAACGUCCGUUUUCUGUCCAGUUUCCCUUCUCUCUUCCAUUUAUACAUCGCUGCCUUUUGCAUGUGAAGAGCAAAAGCUGCUUUACACCUGUGUGGCCCUUUUUAUGUGUGUGUGUGUGUGUGUGUGUGUGUGAAUAGCACAAUGAUGGUGAUGAUAGAUGGGAAAGAGGACCAGACAGAUGUGAAGAUAGACAAAAGUAGGGAGCAAGGGAGGCAUGUGAUUUCUUCCAUGUUUUUCGGACAACUCUGAUAUUUGUUCUUCAACGGAUAUUCCUGUUUCUCACCGCUCCAGCGUCACAUUCUGCUUUCCUGUAUGAUAUCCUGAUCUCAACCCUGAAAGGAACGGCGUUCGGAAAGGAAGGAAGGACAAAACACAACGGAUGCCCACAGAAGGACAUCAAGGAUAAAUGGACCUAGCAAGUGGAAUAACUGGAUCCGAAAAAAGGGGGACACAUAUGACUAGUGUGAUGACAGAAAUAUGAGAGAUGAAAUAAAUAUAUAAAUAAAUAAUAAAUAAGCAUACAACUCUGAUUGUUAUUUAAAGAGACUUAAACGAACCUAAGGCACACUUUGGACCCAUAAAACUCAUGUGUUCAGGAAUCCCACCAAUCAAUACAGUCCUUUAGGACUUUGAGGACAUGCGAGUGUCACCGUGUCUCUUUCAAAGAACUUUUGACCUUUUAACCCUGCAAGACAAAUCCUUGCACACGUGAGCUGUGCCGACACUCGCAAUAAGCACAGAGAACACCAGAAAUGCGUAAAAGUCCACACUGAAGCAGGCGAACGAGAGCGAGGAAUCAAGAUAUAGAAAGGGAAUAGCGAAAAAGGGAAACGGUUCGAAUAUAAUUGAGAGGGAUUAUCUUGCCACAAAGUUCAAGGGGACAGUUUCAGAAGCCACACCGAUCAACUUCCAGCUACUUCUGUUCAAUAACAUAAAAAAACACUUAAUCUUCAAGUCCAGACGGACUAACGACUUACAGGACACACUACAGUGUAACUACUGCUGUUGGAGCAGAUUUCCAGCACCUGUGACCUGACAAGUGGGUCUGAGCAGGGUAAUGAGGUUCGCCCGUUUCGGCCAUCUUGGCACCACGUUCGUAUUAACAAGCAGCUCACACGUCCUUCAUCUGACAGUGAAGUGAGCGCAACCUCCAUUAGUGAGAUUAAUGUGCUUCAUCUGCCUUCAUGAACCCGCACUACGAGACACGUUCACUGUGAGUGAACCUCUUCAUCUCAUGUUAUGCAACUUGUUCAGUCAACAAAAAAAAGCCCUGUGGUGUCGUUUUUUUAAAUUUUUGGCAGUUUGGCCACCAGGUUAACACGUUAUAAUGCUGGUAUACCAUGAAUUUUGCAACUUGUAUGGGAGGGGUUGAGAAUACUUUGAAGUGUAUAAUGUAAUGCAGUCAAUAGAAGCAGUUGAUAAGAAACACAAGGAGGACAAAGUGAACAGAAGAGGACUGAACAUGCUGUGGAACAAUGAAUGUGUUAGCGUGGAAAAACAGAGAGGACUGCAAUUUAUUAAGUGCUACUGCGGAAAAAAAGUAGUAGAUAAGAAAAGAAGGUAUAUUUUAUUAUUGUUUUUAAUUUUCUGUUUUCUAUGUUUUAUUCAUGCGUAUUAUUGUGUAUUCUUUUGAUAAACUAGUCUUCGACAACGAGGCUGCGUUCUGUUCUUGAGUGUGCUGCUUUUUGGAAACGUCUGAUCCCGGCCAACAACUUGACAACUACAGACAAGUCUUUGUCAUUUUCGAGGGUGUUGUGGAAAAUGAUGCCUGCCGUUGUAAAAUGGGGAAGUGAGGCAGUACAGGGAACUGCAUUACAGCAGUGCCAUUCACAACAAUGCCAACAUUGAAUAACAAAUCCACACUUAAUAGAAAGUGAUGCAGAAUUGGCUUUUACAAUCAACUGAGUUUAGUUAAUGUUUUUUUAUAAUUUCAUCGUUUCAAAACAUGAAAUUACAGCAAGUAGCGAGGAAUACACGACACUACCACCACAACGUAGCAGUUAUGAGAUUCAUGUUUUAGAUAUGAACACUGUGAAGCUGAAACUUUUCCCUCAAGUCAGCAGAAAUGUUUUGUGUCGUUUGUUGAUGUGACAAGGCCUCUGAAUAACCUCGUCAGCUCAACACUAUGUGUAUCCAACUAUCCGCUGAAAACUACGAGAACGUUGAGGAACACGGUAAUAUAUUUGAUGUGGCUCAAAUUCCUGUAUGCUGGAGGAAAAUAGAUAAUUUGUCCGAUCUUCUCAAUGUUUUCGCAUAAAUAAUGUUUCUGUAAUGUAUCAAAUACAAUCAAAUAAUCAAAAAAUAGGAAAUUGUUCAAACCUUUUACAUAUUCCUAGUUCAAGAUUCAUUUUUAGUUUCAGUUCCUCAUACCUGCUCACAAUUAGCAUUUACAUUUACAGUAAAAAAAAUCCCCUAUGAAUCCAUCCUUAUUGAUCAUAUCAGUAUUACAGUCCGACUGUGUUUAUCUUUAAUACUACAUCACAUUGUGUUUAUAUGUAUGUAUUGUUUUCUCACAUAAAAAAGUAAAAUAUGUACGUUCUUAAAGUUGUUCGCCGUCUUCUUGCACUAAAGGAUGUGACUUAUUAUGGCAUUCCUGCUUAUUCUUCAUUUUCUCACGCCUCUUUGGGACCUUUGACCCCAUCAGACAAACACCUUGUCCACUCAUUGAGUCCUAAUCUGCUCCAUGGAUGCCGGGUUGCUUUUAACUCCCUGUGUACAUUUGUUUUGUCCAUAUUUUUAGACUCUCUUGCGGUUACUUUAUGGCACAAGCCGCGUGACUUCAGCUCUUCUCUAUAACACAUAUAUAUACACAAUGCUCCUGCAGCUUUGCUUUACCUUCAACAACUUUUAGCACUGAAAGUCAAGCGCACAUUCAUUGUUAAGUAGAUAACCCAUCUAAUGAUCCCAUUACCUUUAGCCGCUCACAGUUGAUUGGA
Anarrhichthys ocellatus (wolf-eel) is the source of this 4921-nucleotide messenger RNA. It is a transcript of the gene wnt5b, whose product is annotated as wingless-type MMTV integration site family, member 5b. NCBI's taxonomy places the organism in Eukaryota, Metazoa, Chordata, Actinopteri, Perciformes, Anarhichadidae. Gene Ontology annotation, cellular component: extracellular region. The record is from RefSeq and is a predicted model, not a curated record. The transcript is spliced from 7 exons. Gene Ontology annotation, biological process: neuron differentiation; canonical Wnt signaling pathway; cell fate commitment. Gene Ontology annotation, molecular function: frizzled binding; cytokine activity. The coding region runs from base 615 to 1844 and encodes 409 amino acids.